Messenger RNA from Trichobilharzia regenti, 2174 nucleotides. The record is from the annotation of a GenBank genome assembly. NCBI's taxonomy places the organism in Eukaryota, Metazoa, Platyhelminthes, Trematoda, Strigeidida, Schistosomatidae.
AGGCAGGCCAGCGUUAACUGUGUGGCUCACAAUUAGGUUGUGUGGAUCGUGUGGGAUAUCUUGCACUUCAUAUUUCUCUCUGUUAGUAUCGGUUUGGUGAGUUAAGUAAUGUAUUCAUGCGUACACAAACUACAAUGGAUUAAAAUAACCGAUUUAUAUACAUCUAUUCACCCAGGUGACUUAGAGUAAACCAUUUUUGACCCGUUUAUCGCUCUUAUCCUGUUUCGCAGUCUUCUGCGAAAGCUUUAGGUUGAAUUACUAUGGUUUCCGGUAAGAGGAUCGACCACUACUUACCGGGAAAAGUGUUGAUUAUAAAACAUAUUAGGAAAAAUUACAUCAACUUGAAACCUGUCCCUAAUCGUAACCAUAACCUUAUUUCUAAUCCCAAUUAUAACUGUUAUCCUAGCCCUUACUUUAAGUAUCGCCCUGAUCCUGACCCUAACGAGCGAUUAACACAUUGUCCAAACUUCUUAGAAACGUGGUGUGUGCGGAAUUCACCCCUUAGCUAUAAGUCGAAGUUCCUAAAAGUAAAAGAAUGUUGACUAAGAAACAUUUGUCAAGUACAUCUUGUCGAUCUGCUAAUAAGGAUCGUGGUUGUGGAUAUUCAUGUUCAGAUAAUCAAUGCACAAUUCAAGAAGAAUGCGAUCGUGUUUCUUUGGUUCGAACAACCUCUGUGAGAUCAUUGAAUGAUUUCCCUCCAAAUAUUGACGAAAAAGAUUUAGAAAUUUUAGAGGUGAUAGGAAGUGGAUCAUACGGUCGAGCUUUAAAAGUAAAGCAUCGACAAUUGGAUCGUUUAUUGGUUCUUAAAGAAGUUAUCGAACAAAGUAAAGCGAUUGAAGAGACACUUGUGCGUGAAGUUUCUCUCCUUCAAAAUUUAAAACAUCCAAAUAUUUUAACCAUCAUUGGUGUAGUUAUUCGUAAUAAACAAUUUUGUCUGAUUACUGAGUAUAUCGCUAAGGGAAGUUUACAUGUGUUAUGCUUGGAUACAGUGAAAUACACCUUCGAUUGGAGUAAGAUAACAUCAUUCAGUCAUGAUAUUGCAAAAGGCAUGGCUUAUUUGCAUAAACAUGAAGUGAUUCAUCGUGACCUGACUACGCAUAAUUGUUUUGUACGACAAGAUGAUUCUGUAGUGGUAGCUGAUUUCGGUGUAUCCAAGUUGGCUCAGUCAAUCCCCUCGAGUAAACAGAAGACAGAAGAGACAAACAACAAUUCUAUAACACGUAGUAAUACACUCCCAUCUCAAGAUUCUAUAGAUUCAAUGACUAACAGUGAUAAUGAACGUUGUCAUACGCCUCGUCUACGUCGGCAUCAUCCACAUAAUCAUCCAAGAAGGCAUACGGUGGUUGGCAGUGCUUAUUGGAUGGCACCUGAAAUGUUAGCUGGACGACCAUAUGAUAAUUCAGUUGAUGUUUAUUCCUUUGGAGUUAUAAUGUGCCAACUGUUAUUACGUUCAGAUGCUGAUCCGGACAAAAUUCCUCGUGAUGGUGAUACAAUGUGUGUUGAUAUGAAUGAAGUAAUUAAGUUGAACACUUUCCCUGCAAAUAUACCUUCAAUGUUAUUAGAUAUAACUACACAAUGUGUUUCAUUAGAUCCAACAGAAAGACCUUGUUUCAAUUCAUGUGUUGAAUUACUGGAACAGUGUUCAUUGUAUUUACUAUCUGGACAUCAAUCAAAAGAAGUUUUCACUUCAAAGACAUCUGAUAGUAAUAAUAACAAUCAUCUAUCUACAGGGAACAUCAGGAAUCAAAGACCACAACAUUUUUCACAAUGACUGUCAGUAUUAACCAGGAGGAGUAAGUACCAUGCUAGAUCUACGUGUACAAACUGAGCAAAUGUGAAGUGAGAGAGAGAGAGUUGAAUAGUAGGCUACGUGGCAAAGUAUUAUUAUCUUUCCCAGUUGUACAUGUAUGUAUGUAUGUAUGUGUACCUUAUGCCUUAGGAAGUGUUUAGAAUUCAUUAUUAUUAUUAUUAUUAUUAUUAAGGUAAUCUACUUUAUCCUGGUUACUUUAUUCCACUGCAUAGCCUGCAAUGCAUUUGUUAGUUUAAUUAAUUACAUUUCAUAAAAAUACUUAAUAUUUUUCUUACACAGGAUAAUGUUUAAAUAUUGGAGAAAAAUUUUGUAUUAUUUUUGUUUUGCUGAAAUAAAGCGAAUGUUGAGCACCUCCAUUUCAUUU